Suncus etruscus (white-toothed pygmy shrew) is the source of this 1790-nucleotide messenger RNA. It is a transcript of the gene VKORC1L1, whose product is annotated as vitamin K epoxide reductase complex subunit 1 like 1. Gene Ontology annotation, biological process: peptidyl-glutamic acid carboxylation; vitamin K metabolic process. The transcript is spliced from 3 exons. The coding region runs from base 24 to 554 and encodes 176 amino acids. Gene Ontology annotation, molecular function: vitamin-K-epoxide reductase (warfarin-sensitive) activity. The record is from RefSeq and is a predicted model, not a curated record. Lineage: Eukaryota; Metazoa; Chordata; Mammalia; Eulipotyphla; Soricidae.
GCGGCGGCGGCGGCGGGGGGAAGAUGGCGGCGCCCGUGCUGCUGCGAGUGUCGGUGCCGCGGUGGGAGCGGGCGGCCCGGUACGCGGUGUGCGCCGCCGGGAUCCUGCUGUCCAUCUACGCCUACCACGUGGAGCGGGCGAAGGCGCGCGACCCCGAGCACCGGGCCCUGUGCGACCUGGGGCCCUGGGUCAAGUGCUCCGCCGCGCUCGCCUCCAGAUGGGGUCGAGGAUUUGGUCUUUUGGGUUCCAUUUUUGGAAAGGAUGGUGUAUUAAACCAGCCAAACAGUGUCUUUGGACUUAUAUUUUAUAUACUACAGUUAUUACUUGGCAUGACAGCAAGUGCAGUUGCAGCUUUAAUCCUCAUGACCUCCUCCAUCGUGUCUGUGGUAGGCUCUUUGUACCUGGCCUACAUUCUGUACUUUGUACUGAAGGAAUUUUGCAUCAUCUGCGUCAUCACAUACGUGCUGAACUUCAUACUUCUUAUCAUCAACUACAAACGACUAGUUUACUUGAAUGAGGCCUGGAAACGGCAACUGCAGCCCAAGCAGGACUGACACCCCGAAGAACUCUUUAACUGACAGUCUCAAGUCCCCUUUUCCAUUAAGUUUAUUUUACAGCGUUUUUUAAAUUCUUCACAACAGAGACUCUCCCUCAGAAUCUCAAACUGACCUUUUUUAAAAUCCUGUGAAUUGGAAGGGGCUCUAGCUGUCGUCUGUGUCAAUCUUCAUUGGAAAUCUGGAUACGCCACGCCAAUCAGAGACAACCUUUAACUUUACUUUGAGGAUGUUUUUGAAUAAUAAAAUGUAAUCCUAGCCCCUGCCCUCAAUUGUGAAGUAAGCAACCAUUACUAGUAAUUCUCUAAUGUGUACAAAUUAAAUUUCAGGUAUAACAAAUGUGAUCAUGACAUGAAAACAUUUUAGAAUAGAUACUGUAUUAAGUAUUGCCAUGUUUACAAUAUGUAAUAUGUUUUUAGCCAAUGGAUUUAAACAUGUAGAUUCGACUAGAAUUCACUUAUGUGAUAUUUGUAAAUAAAGAUAGAAAUAUUGGAUCCAUCCCCGUAGAACUUACUGUACAGCUUAGCUGAAGUGUAGCAAUGAAGCCUUGUCAGCUUAAAGCUGACUGAAGAAAUAGUAGAGAUAGCAAGUCCACACAGAGCAUCCUGUGAAAAGUACUAAUAGCUGUGGGUCCAGUAUUGCUAACAGAAAAGAGGGUGGUUCCCUUUCAUCUCCAUCCUCUCAAAGAAACUAUAAAUGGAGAUUCAAGUCAAGUUUGCACAUAGUCAUAAAACUGGAUCAAUCAUAAUCUUACAGAAUGAGGCAGGUGAAUUAGACCUUUAAUUCCAAGGCCUUAAGAACACUAAAGAUGGGGAAGAUAUUUCUUGGGAGAAAGCUGGAAAUAUGAUCUUUUUCAGUAAAGUCUCUUAAAACAACUCAGUUUUCAUGCUGACACUUUUGCUUGAUACUGGUGCCACUCAGCCACACAGUAUUACAACCUUGAAAUAACCAGUAUAAGCCUAGUUGCUCCAGAGUAGGAUUGCUCUUGGGUGGCUCUGUAAUGUAAUGGUUUCUCUGUUUCUUUCUGCAGUAACCAGUCUUAUGUCUAGUGUUUCAGAGUCUUUGGAUUUCUAAACUUCAGGGCUGACACACUGCUCAGUUUGCUUAACCAGGAAGAAUACUAUAGGUAGAAAUCGUGAAGGUGAACUACAGUAAUGUUGUCGCUACUCUUUGUAAUAACUACGCAAAUGCAGAAUUUUAGAAAGGCAUUUGAAUAAAUCCAGAUGAAAUUGUGAA